UAUGUCCUCUGAGAACCCCAAACUUCGUUGUUUGUGUACAAAGCAGAGAGAGAAGAAGCAUAACACAACACAACACAACGUAUUGGUUGCUGAAACGCUGUUUGAGGAAUCACCGAAUCAAAAUGGCUUCUUCGGUGUUCUUCACUCAUUCCCAUUAUUCCUCUUCUCCUUCUUCCUCUCUUUUCCGCCUCCAUCGCCAACUCUUUCUGGGUCCCACCUCUCUCCGAUUCUCAUCCUCCCAUGUUGCCCCCGUUGCUGCUAUGACUACGGAUUCUUCUGCUAAGGUGAUUGAUGGAAAAGCUGUGGCAAAGCAAAUCAGAGAUGAGAUAACGGCUGAAGUCUCCAGGAUGAGAGAAUCCAUUGGUGUGAUUCCUGGGUUAGCUGUAAUCCUUGUUGGAGACAGGAAGGACUCUGCAACUUAUGUGCGUAACAAGAAAAAGGCUUGUGAAUCUGUUGGAAUCAAUUCUUUGGAAGCAAAUCUGCCUGAGGAUUCCACAGAAGAAGAAGUUUUGAACUAUAUUUCAGGCUAUAAUGACGACCCUUCAGUUCAUGGCAUCCUUGUUCAGCUACCCUUACCCUCCCAUAUGAAUGAGCAAAACAUCUUGAAUGCUGUUAGAAUUGAGAAGGACGUAGAUGGUUUUCAUCCAUUAAAUAUUGGCCGUCUUGCAAUGCGUGGAAGAGAUCCUUUGUUUGUUCCCUGUACACCAAAGGGAUGCAUAGAGCUACUGCACAGAUACGAUGUUUCUAUUAAAGGAAAGAGGGCUGUUGUGAUCGGUCGGAGCAAUAUCGUAGGAAUGCCGGCGGCUCUCUUGCUGCAAAGGGAAGAUGCUACUGUCAGUGUUGUCCAUUCCAGAACCAGUAACCCUGAAGAGGUCACAAGACAGGCAGAUAUUAUCAUUGCUGCCGUUGGGCAACCAAACAUGGUGAGGGAAAAUUGGAUAAAGCCCGGGGCAGUCAUUAUUGAUGUUGGAAUCAACCCAGUAGAGGAUCCAAAUAGCACCCGAGGUUAUAAACUGGUGGGAGAUGUUUGUUAUGAAGAAGCCAUAAAAGUUGCUUCUGCUGUUACACCAGUUCCUGGAGGAGUUGGUCCAAUGACCAUAGCAAUGCUUCUCCAAAAUACACUCAUCUCUGCAAAGAGGGUGCACAAUUUUGAAUAACAUUAUGAAAGGGUGUGUACCAUUAUGAGCCAUCAAUUUUUGUUUAGGGAAGUCUUGAAUUUGAGGUAGGGUUUUUUUUCAACAUUGGAAGGGGGAAAGUUUGAGUUUCUUCCCUACUUAAUCCUAAAUAAUAAGAAAAUGUUGCUAAGGAUGAUUGUGUAAAACAUCUUCCAUAUAGUUGCGUCAUGUGAUGCAAAAGUUUUCUAGCAGAUCGAUGUCUACAAACUAAUUACAUAGUGGGAUAUUAUACAGUAAUCAAUGCAUUAAUAUUUAGCAUU
Cajanus cajan (pigeon pea) is the source of this 1435-nucleotide messenger RNA. The record is from RefSeq and is a predicted model, not a curated record. Lineage: Eukaryota; Viridiplantae; Streptophyta; Magnoliopsida; Fabales; Fabaceae.